Molecule: messenger RNA, 5710 nt
Organism: Westerdykella ornata
Lineage: Eukaryota; Fungi; Ascomycota; Dothideomycetes; Pleosporales; Sporormiaceae
Exons: 1
Coding region: 317-5512 (1731 amino acids)
Source: RefSeq, a predicted model, not a curated record
CCACCCACCCCGCCUCGCACACUCUUCUUUCUUAGGUUCCCAUCCAUCCUUCCACCUCUAUGCAUACGCCACUUGUGUUUCUUUUGAUUUUAGUAGACUGUCGGUGUCCGCCUAAUUCCUUACGUUUUGAUUUCUCGCCUCUUUAAACCCUGAGACAAUCAUUGCCACCCCUAGUAGCUUGUCUCAGCAGGCUCCCUCUUGUACGUCAGCACGUCUACCGUGACCGCCGGCAUAUUUGUACAACCUCUGUCGUCUUCCUGGUUUCUUUACGACCAGCACCUACCUGGCCCAGGAAACGAGCCGCCAUAACCCCACCAUGUCGGGUAUCGACUUCGCCCGUCUGCGCAAUCAGACCCUGGCCGACGGCCAGGACAGCGAAGUCACUGUUAACACCAGAGCUCUGAUUGACAAAGUUCUGGCCCGAUACUCUAGCGAGCAUACCACGCUGCGAGAGUUGAUCCAGAAUGCAUCCGACGCUGGAGCCAGCACCGUUGUGAUCAAAUUUGAAACGGAUCCAUCAUCCACGGUACCGGUGCCUCAGGGUGCCGACAGAUGCAUGCUUCUGAAGCAUACUAUUCAGCAGCACACCUUGAAACGGUUGACCGUCUCCAACAAUGGACAACCUUUCUCUACCGCAGACUGGAGCCGGCUGAAGAGUAUAGCAGAUGGGAACCCGGAUGAGACUAAGAUAGGUGCGUUUGGCGUAGGCUUCUACAGCGUGUUCUCUGACUGCGACGAGCCAUUUGUUGUCUCUGGGCAGAAGACGAUGGCUUUUUAUUGGAAAGGCAACACCCUUUCUACAAAGAUGGCCACGAUUCCUCCCGAACAGAGCUCUGGCAAUACCACGUUUUUCCUGGACUACCGCCAAGCAAACCCUGCGUCACCGUCCUUCAGUCCAUCCAAAAUACCCAACUUGCCUACCUUAUGUCAGUUUCUUGCGACUAGCCUGACUUUUGUCGGUCUGCAAUCAAUUGAGCUCCAUCUGGACGAUUUCAAAGUCGCUACAUUUCUCAAGAAAACAUCCCCUCCAACUGAGAUAUCCUUGCCACACGGGCUAAAGCCGACCACUGAAGGUGGACUUUUGACGGUGUCCAAGGUCACCUUACAACAUUCCCAGCUAGAAGCGGAGUGGAGCAACGUUGUGGCGACUGCCCAAAAUCCCCCGAGGCGAGCUGCCGAGGUGGUGCAUUCCGAGAUAAGGCAGGCUGGUUCUGCUUUGAAGAGCUUCUUCUCUAGGUUUUCUACUCCGCCAGUCCAGGCUUCAUCAAAGCCUACCAAAUCCGUAGCACCCCAGGACGUGCCUUCAACCAGCGGUGAAGAUAUAUCCGGGGAAUCCAAAGGCGUGAUCUUCUUGCAGGUGUUGACGGUGGAGGUGCAGAGCAAAGUCUCGACAAAGUUCUCCGCAGAGAUUGAGCGAGCAACAAAAAAGCCCCCACCGCGUACAACUCGUGUCGCUCUUCUGACGUCUCCCUUUCAUGGUCCCACGGAGACGCUCUCGUCUAAAUCUGGUAACACAGCCAAUCUGGCCACUAAGAUCUUUCAGCAAGUUCUCCCAAACACUGACGGCCGUAUCUUCAUUGGAUUCCCAACAGCGCAGACCACGCCUUUCCUCGCUCAUAUCUCGGCGCCUUCGCUCAUCCCCACGGUGGAACGCGAGAACGUCGACAUGAAUGCGCGAUAUAUCAGCACCUGGAACACUGAACUGCUCCGCGUCGCGGGGCUAGCUUGUCGUGUAUCAUACAGUUUAGACAUGGCCACUUUACGUGACAGAGCAGACAAGGAGCCCAUAAGCGCUCUGAUUCCGCAAGCCGCCUACAUAUGCAGGCAAUUCACCGUUAGGAAAUCUCACCCUUCUACAGUGCUGGGCGACAGAGUGGUCGAGGCUUUUUUCGACUGCUCGAAAGAUCGUUCCAUCUCGAUUCUCGCCUCUACUGGUAUCAAAUCCAGCAACCGCGUUCGCAUGCCUGCAGAAACGUUAAGCUUCUUGAAAGAUGUGCCUAUGGUGCCUCAGGAGCUUGCCACCGAAGCGGUAGAAUUCUUUGUCCAGCUGCACAACCGGGGAUUCAUCUCUGAGCUUACUAUGGAGGAUAUUCGGGAUGGGCUAGACUCCCGGGCACUGACCGAAGAAGAACUGGUUGAGUUUUUGCGCUGGUGUGGCACCAAAUUGGAAAGCGGCGAACUGGAUCAAUCAAGUGUACGCGCCUUGUUCGAUGUUACGGUCGCGAACAUCGGUGUCGAAGCCAACGGCGACUCAGGCAAGAUCCUUUCAUUGGCGGGUAUCAAGUCUUUCGUAAAUGCAGCGAGGACUAUACCCGGGUUGCCGGUGCCGCCAGACACGAUUCCCUUCAACCUGUCCAAAGGGCUCCCUACAAAGCAGCUUAUGAUGUUCAGUUGGACAGAACUGCACAUAGUCCGUUGGUUGCAAUUUCUGACAUCCGACCCUCAGCUUGGUCAGUUGACCACAACAGAGAGCGUCGCGAUGCAAGUUCUUGGUUCAGCUGCAAAGGCCUGGGAUCAGUUGGACAAUGCAUCAAAGGAGGCUCUCGUCAAGACUCUAACGCUACAUGCUGUUAUGCCCACCAAGAUGGGAAUGCGUCGGCCUGCAGAAUCCUACUUUCCCUCGGUCAAACUUUUCGAUGAUCUGCCCACCGUCAAACAGUUUGCCGGCUCGAAGGAGAAGUUUCUGAUGGCAUUGGGCGUGCGCAAGACCGUGGACCUGCCUACAGUUUUCGAUCGCCUGAAGAAGCGCGACGCUUCCUUGAACCACGGGGACCUGAUCCGAUAUUUUGCGUCUGUGAUUGAUGAGAUACCUGCGAACGACCUCAACCAGCUGCGUCUCACCCCAUUCCUUCCCGGGGAGGGUGCUUCUGUGAAACAAAAUACUGUCUUUCAAGCCAGGGAUUUGUAUGCGCCCAGCCCUGCGGUGCUCAGCUUUGGUCUCAAUCAAGUAAAGUUACCCUUCGAAUUUCGGGCCAACUCUAGAGAGGCCAACUUUCUUUUCAAGCUGGGUCUGAAGCGGUAUCCAAGUUCGAUCACCAUCUGCAGCAUUAUGCACCGAGCCGGGCAGACGAACAACCUGCAACUUUGGACUCGGGCCAUGCAAUACUUUCUGGAGAACUAUUUCAGUAAUGGGUACGGCGCAGAGCGCCGUGACGUCGAGGCAAUUCGCUACGGGUUUCUUCCCACUGAGCAAGCUCCCUUCCCCAAUUUGGUUGCUCCAUUCCAGUGUUUCACCAACUCAAAGGCUGGCUGUCUAGGCUAUGCAAUACUGAGGGAGGACCUUCGACCUCACGCAGAUAAAUUUGCUGUACAUCAAGACCCCGAUAUCAAAGACUGUGUGCAGCGUCUGCUCAAAUCUCCCCCUGCUUCCAAGUUGACUGCUGAGGAGACCUUCGCGUAUCUGGGUACCCGUGCAGGUGAAUUUGACAACUUGGCAAACCGCUCUUUGAUCCAGCAGAUAUCGUCUGCCAAAAUCGUUCCCAUCUUCCGUAGGUACUACGUUGAUUCACACUCACCAGGGUUCGAGGAUCGGAACAGACGCCAAACAGGAAAAUCCGAAAUGAGGAUCCACCAUUACGACACUCCGGAAACUGUAUUCGUUGGAAUGGAUGAGGCAUAUCGGGGUAUCAUUGACUAUGUUCAUUAUAACGGGGAGGCUACAGCGUUUUUGCUGAAGGUCGGGGCAAAGCACGAACCAAGCAGUCACGACCUCGCGUCGCUGUUGUGCGAUAAUCCGUUACGUUUCCUCAACACAAUCGGACAGGAACGUUAUCUCGAUCUCCUGCGCAAACUAGCUGAGAACGCCGAAGGACUUUGGAAAGACAAAGAGUUGGUGGCCAGAAUGGGUACAUCUCCCAUUCUUCUUGGGUAUCGCGAUAUCAAAGAGGACGCCAAGAAACUUGUCUCAGUUGAAGAGGAAGAUUCGAGCGACCUGGAGGACAUGGAUUUCCAACGCGAAUGGAGCCUUAAUAGGGCCAGUGAGGUAGUCAUUAUCGACGAGGUGCAGGCAAUGACCAGAUUUCGGGACUAUAUCAUCGUCGCGCCCCUCGAGGAGCAACUGGAAGAGUUCUAUGCGAAACUCGGAGUCAAAAAAAUAUCGGAACUUGUGAAGGCGGAGCGUCGCAUAGGUGUGGCGACCCGAGAUCAAAGUCAAGCGCAGAAGCUCCUCAAGGAUAUCCUUGAGCGAGCAAGGCUGUUCCUCCACGAAUAUGAGAGGGAUGGUUCUAGGAAGAGUAUUCGACACGACGCGCGAUGGCUGGCAUCAAACCUUCAAGUUCAAUGCGUAUCUGACAUCUCGAUUCGAUACACACUCGCCGCACGCAAUGUGACAACCUCGUCUACCAAAACUGCGGCUAUCGUAAAAAAACAAGGGGGUGGCUACGUGCUGAAUAUAACCCCGAGUUAUGAUCUUUACGAGGUCUCCACCGACCUGACCAGAAUCAUGAUCAAUAGGCCGAAGCGCAACGAUGCUAUAGCACUGGAACGGAUUCUUACCGAGCCUCUGAAACGCUUGCAAGCAAAGGGUAUCAACGUCGAGCGGAUCCUCCGCCGCAAGGAGCAGGAGGCUCGCAUUGCGAAACAGCAUGAGCUUGAACGCGAACAGGAGGAAAAACAACACCUAGCGGAGCAGGCGAGGGCCAAUCACUCGUCUCAGCUUGAUAUGAAAGCCGAUGCCAAAAUGGACAAAGAGAACACCCAACAGCCAGCCAUCAAGACCCCAGAGAAAACCCAGCAUAUGCCAGGAGCUUUUGGCACACCAGAUCAUGCGGAACACGCCAACAACCGUAACGCCAGCGAUAACUUCAUCAGUAGAUGGACCAAGGAGAUCUUUGGGAACAGGCCCGGGUCGCCAUCAGUUCCACGCAGGGGUCCUCAAGAGCCCCAAGGGCCCCAGAUCGAUAAGGACGUCCAGAGCACAAGAGCCAACAUUGCCAACGCAAUACGGGACUGUCGACCGGUCGGUACGUCCCAUAUCAAUGCUCGUCAGCACCAAGAUCCGACCGAACUCGACAAUGGAGGCUACUGCAGUGGUGAACAAUGGCACAACCUACACAAAGCCUUUACCAGAAACAUCAGCGGAACCACGGUGGACGUCUACUUUGGCAAAGACCAAACCGAGACGGCCCAGGAUCUGGAGGUUCCGCUAGGCCACUUCCUACACAUCAUCUUCAACUUGACGCGCGUCUUUGGUGUGGACCCCUCGGCCGUCAACAUCUUCCUCGACGGAAGCUCUAAUACAGUUGCAUUCAAUAUGAAUGGAAGUCUGUUCUUCAACCUCGGCUGGUUCAUGGCGCUGCACGGACCCAAGUUCACAACACCGGAGGGGAGAGAGCGUGCGAUGGAUAGCUGGUUCCUGACGUAUUGCCACGAGUUGGCGCAUAAUCUCGUGUCCGAUCAUAACGCCCGUCAUAAUUGGUAUAAUCAGCAGAUUGCGAUCGAGUAUAGCCCAAAGUAUAGGCAGAUGUUGAAAGCGGUAACGGAGGAUGUUGCUGCUACCCGGCUGCUGAACUAAGGAGCCAGAGAUGCCGGAGAGGAAGGGAGAUGGAGGGUUAGGCUUCUUCGGCACCACUUCCGUUCUUCAUUUGUGCUUUCGGGUUGCAUACAUGGCAUUGAGCGAGGGCGCGCGCAUCUAUGUACUUUACGGUUCAUUCGCAUGUAUAGAGGGGUUGCAAAUCUGCAAGAUGGUAGACGCAAUAGAUUUCAUUCGGCA